Messenger RNA from Austrofundulus limnaeus, 4618 nucleotides. RefSeq names its product leucine rich repeat containing 7 (gene lrrc7). NCBI's taxonomy places the organism in Eukaryota, Metazoa, Chordata, Actinopteri, Cyprinodontiformes, Rivulidae. Gene Ontology annotation, cellular component: basolateral plasma membrane; adherens junction; postsynaptic membrane. The record is from RefSeq and is a predicted model, not a curated record. Gene Ontology annotation, biological process: embryo development; cell-cell adhesion; receptor clustering. Gene Ontology annotation, molecular function: protein kinase binding.
UUUUGUUUUUUCUGCAGCAACUGUUUAACUGCCAGGCCCUGAAGAAGCUCAGCAUGCCCGAUAACGACCUCUCCAACCUUCCCACCACCAUCGCCAGCCUGGUUAACCUCAAAGAGUUAGACAUCAGUAAAAAUGGAAUCCAGGAGUUUCCAGACAACAUAAAAUGCUGUAAAGGCCUGUCUGUGGUAGAAGCUAGUGUCAACCCCAUCACCAAACUCCCAGAUGGUUUCACGCAGCUCCUGAAUCUGACCCAGCUCUUCUUAAACGAUGCCUUCCUGGAGUAUCUGCCCGCUAACUUUGGCAGACUCUCCAAACUACGGAUUCUGGAGCUGAGAGAGAACCACCUAAAAACAAUGCCAAAGUCCAUCCACAGACUAACGCAGCUGGAGAGGUUGGAUCUGGGUAGCAAUGAAUUCUCAGAACUGCCAGAGGUGUUGGAACAGAUACACAGCUUAAAGGAGCUGUGGCUGGACAACAACUCUCUACAGUCUAUACCUGGGGCAAUAGGGAAGCUUCGCCAGUUGCGGUACUUGGACUURGCGAAAAAUCGGAUUGAGACGCUAGAUAGUGACAUUUCAGGCUGCGAGGCCUUAGAAGACCUGCUGAUGUCCUCCAACAUGCUGCAGCACCUGCCGGACUCUAUAGGAAUGUUAAAGAAGCUGACCACUCUGAAGGUAGAUGACAACCAGCUGACCUCACUGCCUCACACCAUUGGGAGUCCGAAGCCCAAGCAAGGUCUUUCUCUGUUGGAGGAGUUGGACUGCAGCUGUAAUGAGCUGGAGUCAUUGCCUCCCACCGUCGGCUACCUGCACAGCCUGAGGACUUUUGCUGCAGAUGAGAACUUCCUAACAGAGCUGCCACGAGAGGUUAAAAAAUCUCCCGUUUAGCUUCACCAAGCUGAAAGACCUGGCAGCUCUGUGGCUCUCUGACAAUCAGUCCAAGGCUCUGAUUCCACUGCAGACAGAGGCCCAUCCAGAAACCAAACAGAAGGUUCUGACCAACUACAUGUUUCCUCAACAGCCACGACAUGAUGAGGAUUACCAGUCAGAUAGUGACAGCUUUAAUCCAACUCUGUGGGAGGAGCAGAGACAGCAGAGGAUGACUGUGGCCUUUGACUUUGAGGACAAGAAAGACGAUGAGGACAACUCUGGGAAAGUUAAGGUGGAGAUAAACUUGAAGCGCUACCCAACCCCCUACCCCGAAGACCUCAAGAACAUGGUCAAGUCGGUACAAAGUCUUGUGGGUAAAGGUGUACAUCCGGGACACGCGCACCAGCACCAGCUGAGCACAGGCACUGCCACCUCAGCAGGAACCAACAUGGAGCAUACGCAUCUCAGCAAAGAGCCGUAUGAACCACCCUGGCCCCUGCCUCCCAAAGAGGUGACCGACAGAGAGAUGCAGAACUUCUCGCAGUCUCAGCUGAUGGAUCAGGGAUCAAUGCACAACUCUGGCAUCGACAUUCCCAAGAGGAAGGACAAGGAAGAUUUGACAGAGAGCUCUGAGGACUCGAUGGGCGGCUCUCCUAAUGACAUCCGUAUUUCUGACAUGAGACCCACACUGGUGGAGCCGCCGAUGUACAAACCAAAGGUGGUACUGCUGGGAAAGGAUAAAAAAGAGUCCACAGAUGAGGAGGUAGAUAAGCUCCACUGUCUGAACCACAGCGGCUCCUCAGCCACCUACUCAGACUACUCUCCCUCCCAAGGCUCCUCAGGCUCCUCCAAUCCGUCCGCCAACACGCACUCGCACCCGCAUUCUCACGCACACCCGCACACCCCUGCCCUGCCGGCCCCCAACAAGGACCAGGCCCCUCAGACCCACUGGACCAACAGACUUGCCCAGUCAUUCCCUAAGCCCAUUGACUCCAAGCCCCUGCUCUCCCAGAGGGAAACCCCUCCAUCAGGAACCCUACAGCAUCGUGGAGAUCGGCGUCCCCUCAGCGAGCCCUUCGACUGGGCUGAGGCCCCUCACUACGACAACACGGGCUUCGACGCCGAGGAGUCUCCUCUGGACCCUUCGUCGUCCAACACCAGCCAAGGGAACCCCCCGCUGGGCUCCAAACCUCGCAGCAAUUCGGCUCACGGCCGCCGCCCCCUCCUCAGGCAAGAUCGAAUUGUAGGAGUUCCCUUAGAGCUGGACACUCAGACACUCCCCUACCACACGAACCAACGCAACAACCCAGACAAUGACCUGCAGUCCUCUGGACCUCCUUCCCAGAACCCCUGGCAGAACUGGACCAGGACCCCCAGCCCGUUAGAAGACAGAACUGCUUUCCCUUCAAAGCUGGACUUGACGCCCACCUCAAGUCCCAACCCUGACCGCAAGGACAUAGACUCAAGGUUGGAACCAAGUUCAGGGCCUUUGCCGGGAAGCUGGACAUACCAUGACAAACAGGGGGAGCAGAACAGGAAAGAUCAGCUCACGGUCAGUGGGGGCAACAAGGUAACGGUGGUGAUGAGUAAAAGCUCCGACCGUCUGUCGCCCAUGAUGAGGGAGACCAGAUCCAAGUUUAAGAAAUCACAAAGCAUAGAUGAGAUUGACAUCGGCUCCUACAAAGUCUACAGUAUUCCCAUGGAAAGCUAUAGUUCAUCCAUUGAGCAGCAGACUAGUUUGGACCGUCCUGAGCUCCCUGGUUCUAUGGAGCAGACCAGCAUGUCACGGUCUCAGUCUGCUCCCAUGUUGGAUGACGAGCUGGGCUUCCCGGGACACGGAGCUGGAAACCACAAUCAGUCCAUACAAAAUCAAAAACCUACCAUUCCACAGAAGGCCUAUCACUUUGACCAUAACUACAACCCCCAGGUGACCAUGGACCGUAGAAUCCCUCCCCCUUUCCCCAACACACCGGAUUACGUUAACCACUCAUCGAAAGUCAUGGACUACUUGAAUCAACCAGGAAGGACGUUACCCAAGGAGCUGGUCAGCCCCCGAUACCGUGCAUAUCCACCGCUGGAGAUGUUUUCCUUCCCCCAAGCGCCCAUCAACCAGGACGGCCUGUCCAGCCAGCAGCAGCAAACGAUCUCGACGCAGCGCUCCAGGCCGGGGUUUCUGAGGAGAGCCGAUUCUCUGGUCAGCUCCACAGAGCUCGCUUUGUUUCGCAGGGUUCAUGAAGCCCAGCAGGAGGCGCUACAAGAAGCACAGUACAAACAGCAGUCAGACCCCCCUCAUUAUAGUCGGGCUCUUGCCUACUCCACCCCCAUGGAGCACUCUGCUCUCUCCAACAUGGCUGACAACCAAAACCAGAUGAUGCAUAACAAGAGAAACGGUCGCUAUGAUGAUGACUAUCCCACUUACCAGGAACAGAAAAAGCCCAUGAUUGGUUAUCCGACCAAAAGUCUGACUCAGCGUCGCCCCCUGUCGGCCAGGAGCUACAGCACUGAGACCUACGGAGCAUCUCAGGAAAAUGGGAGAACUCACCACAACUCAUCAGCUCGACCAGUGUCAGCUCGUCCCACCAUGGCUGCCCUGCUGGAAAAGAUGCCACCUGACUAUACCCUGGCAACCUGUCCCGAGAAACCAUCAGAGGACACCAUCAAAGUAAGACCGGUGGUGCCGCAGAAACCUGAAGACAUCACUUCCAAGAUGCCUGCUGACUGGAGGCAACAACUCCUCAGACACAUAGAGGCCAAACGAUUGGAUAGGAGUGGUGUCCUAAAGCACAACACGCUCACGCUGGGCAUGCUCUAUCAGGGCGGGGGUCACGGCCAGGGGCGCAGCAGCACUUUGAACUUUAACCUUUACAAUAACACUAGGCAUGAGCCCCCUGCUGGCCACUGGCUGCCACUACCUCCUCCUCCAUCGGCCAUCGCUACCCCUUCUCAGCAGGGCGCAAUGUUGGAUAAUGACCAGGAGGGGGUGUCAGGGAACAACCAGUGGGCUCCUUACUCACUUGGUAGACGAGAUGUUCCACCAGACAACCUCAUGAAAAAGAGCGGACACUCACACAACCCUUCACACCAGCCGCACAACACCAUGAUCGUCACUUCCUCCUCGUCCUCCUCGGCCUCUCAGCCUCACCGCGUGGUCGGGCAGCAGGGCUACGAUGGGAUGAUGAACAAGGGUGGGCAGUACCAGCAAGGCAUGACCUUGUCGGUGGUUCCAUCUGGUGGGCAGUACCAGGGCAAUAUUUCUCAAGCUUUGUGUGAGAAUAGAGAAGAACCCCGGUCUUGGUUUCAGCAUCUCUGGUGGCAUCAGCGGCCAGGGGAACCCCUUCAAACCCUCCGACAUGGGUAUCUUUGUUACUAGGGUACAGCAUGAUGGGCCCGCCACGUCUGUCCUGCAGCCUGGAGACAAGAUACUGCAGGCUAACGGACAUAGUUUUUUACACAUGGAGCACGAGACAGCCGUCUCUCUGAUGAAGAACUUCCCGCGGACAGUGCACUUGGUGGUUCUGAGAGACAGCAGCAUGCUCUAGAAAUUCUUUCUUUUUUUUUUUAAACAAACACAAAGCGUCUCUACUCGACUCAUCAUCCAAUGCCACCCCACCUGCCUUCCACAUACAGGCUCGUGGAACUGAAUUAUGAGCCGCUGUUUUCUCUAUUUUUUUUUCUCUUUUUCUUUUGACUUUUUAAGAGGAAUACACAGACAUUUAUUUGCCUAUUGCUGGACCAAAGGCAAAUACCAG